AUGAAUAAGGAAGUGUGUAAUAUGUUCUUUGCUGUAAGAGGUUGGUUUCCCGAUGAAUUGGAUAACGGAAAUUAUCAAUUUAAUGAUAAUAAUCAAUACAAACAGCAUUUUAAUAAAGAGACAUAUACUGAUAACGAUAAAAUUAACGGUUUGUGUUUAUGGUUGUUUCAAGCAAUUUUUGGAAAUUCUGUUUCGUUCAAGAAGUAUGCAAACAGUAAUAUCAAUGUUGUUGUAUACAUUUUGGUGUGGUUAAGUUAUAAGUUAAAUCAAAAAACAGAUAACGGAAUCACUAAAUUGAUGGAUUUCUAUACUGGACAUAUGCAAAAUGUUAAUGAGUAUCAAAAACCUAUAGACGAUACUGGUGCUUAUAAUAGUUAUUAUGAUCUUAUGAAUAAAAAAAAGUAUUUGAUGGAAAUGAAUAUUAAAUAUAUAUCUAAAUUUUAUGACGCAUUUAAAUCAUUAUGUGAAAUGUAUACUGAAUUUGAUGAAGACAAUCCAAAAUGCGAGAAAUAUUUGGAAGGUGAUAAUGAAUUUGUUAAAAAAUAUGAUCAACUUAAGAAAGAUUCGGAUAUUAAUGAAGACGACGCAUAUAGUCAAAUAUUUUCUAUAUUAUCAAAUGAUUAUGAUAAUUUAAAAAAUAAAUGUUAUUAUUUUCCACCUCUUCUAACUUAUUCACUAAUUUCAAUUGCACUUAUAUUUGUUGCAAUACCAAUUUUUUUGGGAAUUUCUUAUAAGUAUUCAUUAUUUGGAUUUCGGAAACGAUUUCAAAAACAAAAAUUAAGAGAAAAAAUAAAAAAUAUAAUGAAGAAAAUGAUUCAUUAA
This is a messenger RNA of Plasmodium yoelii, 822 nucleotides long. RefSeq names its product PIR protein. The transcript is spliced from 3 exons. Bases 1 to 822 code for a protein of 273 amino acids. NCBI's taxonomy places the organism in Eukaryota, Apicomplexa, Aconoidasida, Haemosporida, Plasmodiidae. The record is from RefSeq and is a predicted model, not a curated record.